Messenger RNA from Athalia rosae (coleseed sawfly), 4436 nucleotides. Its product is annotated as sialin. The record is from RefSeq and is a predicted model, not a curated record. Gene Ontology annotation, biological process: transmembrane transport; monoatomic anion transport. Bases 1227 to 2831 code for a protein of 534 amino acids. NCBI's taxonomy places the organism in Eukaryota, Metazoa, Arthropoda, Insecta, Hymenoptera, Athaliidae. Gene Ontology annotation, molecular function: transmembrane transporter activity. Gene Ontology annotation, cellular component: plasma membrane. The transcript is spliced from 12 exons.
CGGAUCGAUGAUAUGCAAAAUUAGAAAGAAAUGAAAAGAAAAAGAAAUGCAACGUAACACGUGGCACGUGACGAUACGUUAUGGUCAAUAUAUGUAUGCGUAAUCGGAAUUUCAAUCAAGAACAUAAUUGGAAUUGAGGGUUCCAUCUGUACCAUUUCACUCUUCGGGACUCAGAAGUGGAGGGUUCAAGUUCUCGUUAAAAAAGUGAACUGCGCGGAGUUAUCUUCUCUCCUGAAUUCCGUUGAUAACUCGUCUCCCAUCCGAUCGCGUCUGCACAUCCCCGCAUCGAGGUCGCGCAAUGCAUUGAUCGCUGGCGGGGUUGCGACGAGAGUGACGUCAUUAUUUUGACAUCACGUGACCACAACGUUAUAACUAACGUCUUUUGCUCCGUUAAUGUGUCUCCUCGUGCAGCACCAGAUACACACCACUUUAAAAAGCACUUCUACGUUCAUUCAUAUCCUCUAAAACGGAACUAACGAAAUACAACGUCAGAUUUCGUCGUAAAAAUAAAAUUUCGACUAUUCGCUAUCGCCGAGUCCAAAAUCUGUCUUACUCUCUCUCACAUCAUCGAAUUCGCGUUGUUUUCCCCUGCACUGCUGUAGUACUUCAAAGCAUUUCUCAACGCCCGAAGUGGUCGCAUAUGUAAAUCGCUGCUAAUCGUGAUCUGAGUGAAUUUCAUGAAAUUUACUUGUCAUUUAAAUGUGUCACCAGUUGUGCCGGUAGAUAAUUAUCUGCGACGAUCUUUCGUUUUCAAAGUUUAUUUACCAUUUCGGUAAUCAGUCAUUCAGUCAAUCAGUCAGUACGCACAAAAUUCAAAUAUUAUCGUAUCAGUUUAUUGCUAUAAACUCCUCCGUAUCGUACCGGUUGUUGUAAAAAAAAAAAAAAUAAUAAUCAAUAAUAGUAAUAAGAUCGAGCGAAAUAAAUUAUCAUAAAAAGCACUACUUUAAUACAUUACGUUAUCACCGCAUAAGUUAUACAUAUAUUUCCGAAUGAUUCCGAGGUCUACAAGGAUUCGUGAAAAUGUCAAAGCUGGACGUCAUCGCCAAGGAUUUUGGCGAACGUAAAAACGAGACGAUAAUUAUCAUCAAUGAGAUUCCGAAUACUCAGUGAUACGGAAGAAAUUUGAUAAUCGAGGAACGCGUCUUCGUUUCACCGAAACUAAAACUCUCGACGAAACGGAGUUGACAAAAAACAACGAGAAACGAACGAACAAAGAAACGAACAUCAUGGAAAAUCCACAGAGGUUCGACGAUCCAUCCUGCAUCUACAAACAACCGUCUCCGUGGAGCCUUCGAAAGUUGGCAGACAUGGUGCCGGCAAGGGUUGUCCUCUACAUGCUUUCAUUUUCGGGUUUUUUGGUAUCAUUUGUUAUGAGAAUGGAUAUAAACCUGACGAUAGUGGCGAUGGUUAAAUCAACGUCGAGUACUCCAACCGACGUAAACGACAGUUCGAUUGCGAUUCCGCACUGUUACGUUGCUGCACCAAACACUUCGCAAUCCUUUGAAAAUACUUCAUCAAUCCGUCCUGAAGAACUCGGUGAAUUUGACUGGAGCCCCGCAAUACAAUCGACCAUAUUGGGUUCAUUUUACUGGUGUUACAUCCUAUCGCAAAUUGUCGGUGGUGUACUCACGCAAUAUUUUGGUACAAAGACAGUUUUUGGUGUUUCUCAACUUCUCACCGCCAUUUGUAGUCUCCUGAUGCCAACUGCUGCCGAUCUACAUUACGGUGCCAUGAUUACUCUCAGGAGCAUCCAAGGCGCCGCUAGCGGUUUAACGUGGCCAGCGAUGUACGCGAUAGUCGGUCAUUGGAUACCCCCUGCUGAACGUUCCAGAUUCAUGUCAUCAUUCCAAGGGUUCAGCAUCGGAAUCGGGCUGACUUAUCCACUAUGCGGAUUUAUCAUCGCACACUUCGGAUGGAGAGUUGUCUUCUAUACUACUGGAAGUAUCGGAGCUGCAUGGUGUGUCAUUUGGUACUUCUUUGCAUUUGACACUCCCGCAUCACAUCCGAGGAUAUCGCAACAAGAACGAAGGUACAUCGAGGGAAGCGUUGGUGAACAAGUUGUUCUCGGAAGCGAGGAAAUGCCAGUACCUUGGAAAGAAAUUCUCACUUCUUGGCCGGCCUGGGCCAUUGGGAUCACAACGUUUGGGAGAAUUUGGGUACACUACGUUUUUAUAAUACCAGGACCAACUUACAUGAAGAGUAUUCUUGGAUUCGAUAUCCAGACGAACGGCAUCAUGUCGGGUGGUCCCUUCAUCUGUAGCUACAUCGCUUCGGUCGCAUUUUGUUACAUAGCUGAUUUUCUAGUCACGCGACAGAUAAUUUCGUUGUUGAACGUUCGAAAGAUUUUCACAGCUUUGUCUCAAGUCGUUCCCGGCAUUCUCUUACUUUUGGUCGGAUACUUGGGUUGUGAUAUAGUUCUUGUAUUGCUCGUAUGGUUCACAGCGGUAACUUUAAUCACAGCAGCUUAUGCCGGUGCCAUGGCAAACAUCGUCGACCUUGCGCCGAAUCUGGCCGGUCCAGUUCUCGCCUUUGCUCAAACAAUUCACAUGACCGCAAGUUUUUUGUCGCCGAUUGUAGCCGGCGUCCUCACGAAGGACCCUCAGUCGUUGGAUUCCUGGAGACAAGUUUUCGGUCUUUCAGCCUGCAUAGCCUGCGGUACUUACGUAGUGUAUCAAAUAUUCGGGUCAGCGGAUAUUCAAGCCUGGAAUUAUCCGGAUAAAAAGUAUCCACAAUCUGUGAGGGAGGAUUCCGAACCUCUCAAGGGGUCACCAAACUACAAAAACGGCAAAAUCGUGCCCCCCAGGUCGAUCCGCUUGUCUCAAGAAGCCUAAAACAUUGAAAUAACUGUAUUAGAAAAACGGAAAACAAAAACAAACCAAUAGUGUAUUACCUCAUGGAAAUCGUACCUAUAUAUAUAUUAUUGUUAUAUGAUAUUACGAUAUAUUCGAACAUUAAUUAAUUAGCCUCAAUAACGUCAAGAAAGCGAAAAACAAACAAAAUACAAAUGAAUAUAUGAAUAAAAUUAGAUCACCUAUGUUCAUUGUAAAUUAUGUAUAAGUAUAGAUAUAUCUAUAAGUAUAUCAUAAAAUAUAGUAUAUACAAAUAUCAUAUUUAAAUAAUACGAAGAAAUAUUUUUUAUGAAGUAAAAAGAAGAAAUGAAAAAAAAGAAGAAGAACAAUAUUUCUCUCAGGAAUGGUUGAUUAGUUGAUACAUACAUAUAUUAAUUUACUUCAAUUGCAAAAUAGUUUUCACUGAUAUCAUUAUACCCAUGUGUAAUAUAUUAUUGAUUUAGGCCUUGAAAUGAAAACAUCAGAUUUAUCGAGUCUCGGAAUGUAAUAUUGUAAUAUGAAAACAGUAUAGAGAAAAGUUAUUUAUACAUUUAUAAAUUUAAUAUAUAGAUUCAAUUGAGGACAAAGUAAAACAAUGUAAAACAAAUUUCAUCGGAUCCUUCUAUGCAUAAUAUACCGCCUUUAUCUCGUGAUAUGAGUACAUUAUACAUGUAUGUAUGAAAUGAUGAUUAACACGUGUGUAAAAUGUUUCAUCAGAGUGUACCUAUAUUAUAAUUUUACGCGGUAUAAAAAUUUUCUUCUUCUUCUUCUUUAUAAAUCGAUCGAGUACGUAAUAUUACAUGAUUAAUAAUUUACUGCGUUAUUCAUAAUAUAUAUUUUGAGAAAACUGGCUUUUCUCCAUGUAUAGUAUUAGAUUUUAAUCAUCAGAGUAGACGGGGGGCGGAGGGGGGGGGGGGAGAUGAUUGAGCGUGAGGGUAAUUAACCUAUAUUAAAAAUGAAAAAAAGAAUAAGAUACCUGUAAUCAAACACCAAUUAUUAAUUAUAAAUUAAUUAAUAAUAUUAUGCGUGAAGUGAGGCGUGUACUUUUCAAUAUCAAGUUCCUCGGUAUUUCGGCAGUUCCAUCUAUGUAUACAUAAUAUGUAUGUAUAAUAUGAUGCAGCCGAAUUUUCUUUCCCUGAUGAAUUUAGAAAUGCGGUCAGUGCGUUACUUGAAAAAAGAAAAAUGAAAAAAAAAAAACAUUCGAUAAAUAAAUGAAUACCAAUUGGAAAAUGAAUAAAAUGAAUAAAAUAAAAACGCACAGUUCGGUCGCGAGCGACUAACUCUAAUUGUAAGUUUCAAUUAAAUAAUAUUAUCUGUGUGCAAAAUUUUCAGUACAUAAAUAUGUGUACCAAAAUUUCUCACAGAGCUAUACCUAUACAGUUAUACAUACGCAGAUGAUGCAAAUAUUUGAAAUAUAUAUAGCGGUAACAUGUACAGUAAAUAAUUAUGUUAUAUACCGGAAAUUAAUUACACGUGCAGGAUAUACAUAAUAUAUACAUAUGCCUUAAUAGAUACGAUGUAUACAUGCGGCCGGUUUAAUUUUUCAAUACAGCUGAACAAAAUGAUGGGGGGAAAAAAAAGAGAAGAAGAACAAAAACAAAAAGAUUA